Metarhizium acridum CQMa 102 is the source of this 681-nucleotide messenger RNA. The record is from RefSeq and is a predicted model, not a curated record. Lineage: Eukaryota; Fungi; Ascomycota; Sordariomycetes; Hypocreales; Clavicipitaceae.
AUGCUCUUCGCUUUAGAUGACGAUAUCGAUAUGCAACCCGAGGACGCGCUGCGCCAGGAGGAGAAUGUGCAAACCGAGUCAAUCUCGCCCCCGGUGCAGAGGCUAGACGGUAAACAAGACAAGUGGGCGCCUCGAUAUCUUUGUAUUGCGCAGCCGCCGGCGCCAUUUACGAACUACGCCAAAGGCUUCAAGAUUAGAUUAUCCGACAUGGGUGGCGCAUACUUCUUUACGAGCCCGCCGACAAAAUCCAUUACGCCUCGCGGACUCCGAGCUCCCGAGUUGGUUCUCACCGGAACUACCAACAAAACCCUCGAUAUCUGGAGGUCUAAAUUUGAAGAUGAUGACCAUCUCCUCUCUCUCACCGCCCGGCUCGGCGCCCUCCCUGAUGAGCUCUGCAAGCAUUGGAAGUCGUCGCCGCUCUACUUUACUGCGGGGAAGCUCUUUAAUUGUCAGCCCGGGGGGGUUGCGGAAGGCGGGGAACCGCUCAUGUUGGGGCAGACGUCUAUGGAGGACUGGUUCGAUCAGACAUGCCCGGAUCUUGACGAGGAGGAAGGCCGCCAAGUAAAGAUGCUUAUGCGAUGGAUUCUACAGUACGAUCCUGCCAAGAGACCCUCGCCGGCGGAGAUUUUGUCUGAUCCGUGGUUUGGCGAGAUCGAGGUGGAGAGCGGCUCGUUCAAAUAA